Effrenium voratum is the source of this 534-nucleotide messenger RNA. Lineage: Eukaryota; Dinophyceae; Suessiales; Symbiodiniaceae. The record is from the annotation of a GenBank genome assembly.
AUGGCACGUCACGCGGCGCGGGUGGUGCUGGCCUGCAGUGUGCUGGGCUUUGUGUGCUUUGUGCCGCCGCUAACCGCCGCGCGAGGCCGCAUUCGCGAAGCUCGCGCUGCUCUGGCAGCUGUCCCCGGGGUGGGGCUCUUGUCCGAAGAGACGCAGACAGUGUCGCUCGCUCCAGGACCGCUGGGGUUGGAGGUGGAUGCGCCCACAGGGCUGGUGCAGAAAGUGCUGGAGGGGGGCGCCGGGGAGAAGGCCGGGGUGCAAGCUGGGUGGGUCUUCCAGACUGUGGGUGGCAAGCCCUAUGAGAUUCUGGCGCUCAAGGAGCUCACGCGGGGGGAGGCCUCCUAUGAAGCCUCCUUCGCACUGCCCAAGGCCAACCCCACCGCCAUCUUCUCCACGUCCAUGGGGGACAUCGAGGUGGAGAUCUUUUUAGAUCGCGUACCACGCACCGCCUCCAACUUCAUCGACCUGGCGCAGAGCGGCUUCUAUGACGGCGUCCACUUCCACCGAGCCCGGGAUCCCCAGGCGAAAUCCUGA